AUGUUUUGGUCGUCUCUUUUGCUUUCGUGGCCGAAGCCACGGAGUGCCUUCCUCACUCUCUUUCAUGUCACUCUUUUGACUCUUCUCUUUUCUGUCCGUCCAACUACUGCUCUCUCGGAACGCGUUCGGCUCCCUGCCAGUCCCGGGUAUCAAGGCAGGUCUAAUGCGUGUCCCACCCGAUGUGCGGUCUCGGGACCCAACCCAGCCAACUGGUCCAUGUACCACAAUCUUAACCAGCUGGCCUCGUGUCAAGAGUCUCUCUUUUAUUCUUUCUCUUUACUUGACCGGGUUGAUGACGCUCAUACUGGCCAUCACAUCUACGCCUGUACUUCCUAUGGCCCGGAUUGGGGAAAUCUACCGACAAAUACCACAAACCUUGACCUGCAGUCCUCAAACGCUCCGGAGCCCGUGAAUGGUACCUAUGAGUUUGGAUACUGGCCCGGCACCACAGGUUCUUCAGUUUCGUCUUCUCUAGCCACACUCACCCAUCAGCUUCGGCAGUACUUGGAUGGAGGAUUGGGCUCCGUGGACGGUCCGACCAUUCUCUUCGCCCGCUAUGGCUCCACCUCGGUCGGUCUCUAUAUCGGCCAAGGACUGAAUAGUCGAGGUAUCGCAGGAAACGCGCUGUCUGCUUUAUCAGACUCAAUUGAAUCUUCCAAUGCUAGCCUUGCUGCCAGUAUAGCGAUGCAAUUCUGCGAACCGGGCCAGACUUCACACCAUACGUUCGGCCUGAUUGCGACGGGCAAUGGAACUUUUGAUUCCGUACAAGCCGCCCUCGCCUCAUGGUCCCAAGCCAAGUGUUUGACAUUCCCGGUGGUUCAAAAGGUCACUGGCACAGUCACGCUCGUGAAGCCCCUCUUUGAUGCCUCCUCCUCUCAUGCCACCGUUGUCAAUUCCACCCGUCCCUCAGUCUCCCCCGCCACUCAGUCUGCCGGCAAUGGGACCUCUGUUAGGGCAAGGGCACUCGCCCCUCGGACAACCUGUUCCACAGUCCAAGUCGUUUCUGGAAAUUGCUAUGAUUCUUUGGCGUCGGAAUGUGGUAUCACAUUGGCCAAGUUCCUUCAGUACAAUAACGUCACAGACGAUGAUUGUUCUACCUUGGUCAUAGGUGAGCACCUUUGUUGUUCAGCCGGUCAAUUGCCAGACUUUUCUCCUCAGCCUCAAUCCGACGGGACUUGCGCGACGUACACCAUCAAGGCAGGUGAUAACUGUAAGACGAUUGCUGCGUCUUACGGGCUCACAGUGGAUGAGCUUGAGAAUUUCAACGACAAUACUUGGGGUUGGGGAGGCUGUGAUCCCCUCUACGCGCAUACCAUUAUUUGUCUCAGUGAGGGUAAUGCGCCCAUGCCGGCGCCUCUUGCCAAUGCAGAGUGCGGGCCACAAGUUCCUGGGACGGUGACCCCCGCGAGCGGAACGAAUAUUUCCACACUCAACGAGUGCCCUCUGAAUGCAUGCUGUGAUAAGUGGGGACAGUGCGGCACAACAUCCGCAUUCUGUAUCAACACUAGCACUGGCGCCCCGGGAACCGCCAAGAAUGGUACCAACGGCUGUAUCUCUAACUGCGGCACCGCCAUCGUGCAGAGUGAUAAACCUGCCACAUACAGGAAAGUUGGCUUCUAUGAGGGUUACAACUUGAAGCGACCCUGCCUCUAUCAGGAUGUCUCUCAAAUUGACUUGGGUGCUUACACACACAUCUAUUUCGCGUUUGGUGUCCUCUCCUCGUCCUAUGAGGUCCAGAUCCCCAACAGCACCGCGACGGGCACCCUCUAUGAGUUUAAUCAGUUCAAACAGCUCGUGGGCACAACGCGUGUCUUGUCGAUCGGUGGAUGGGCAUUUUCCACCGAUCCGAGCACAUACAUGAUUUUCCGUAACGGUGUCACUCCUGCCAAUCGGUUGACCAUGGCCAAAAACAUUGCGAACUUCGUCAAGGACAAUGAGCUCGACGGCGUCAAUAUCGACUGGGAAUAUCCAGGAGCACCUGACAUCCCUGGUAUCCCUGCUGCUAGCACCGAUGACGGUACCAACUAUCUCGCCUUUCUUGCCAUCUUGAGAAAUUUCCUUCCUGACAAGGAGAUCACAAUUGCGGCGCCAGCAUCAUACUGGUAUUUGAAGGGCUUUCCCAUCAAAGCCAUGGCUAAGAUCGUGGACUACAUCAUCUACAUGACCUACGAUUUACAUGGACAGUGGGAUUACAACAAUCACUGGUCACAAGAAGGGUGUGCAACAGGGACCUGUUUACGUUCGGACGUGAACAUUACCGAAACAGAGGGUGCUUUGAGCAUGAUCACGAAAGCCGGUGUUCCGUCCAACCAGGUCGUGGUCGGAGUGACUAGCUACGGACGAUCGUUCGCCAUGGCCGAAGCGGGUUGCUAUGGACCAGAUUGCACGUUUUUGGGAUCAGCUGACGACUCGCAAGCUGCACCAGGAAAUUGUACCCAGACUGCAGGCUACCUCGCCAAUGCCGAGAUUUUGGCGAUUCUCGCAGACUCCAGCCGGGUCAAUGAAAACUACAUUGAUAUCAAGAGCAACACCAAUAUACUUGUAUAUGAUGACACACAGUGGGUUGGAUGGAUGAGCGACGGUAUCAAAAACUCACGGAAGUCGGUCUACCAGAGCCUCUCGAUGGGAGGCUGGACAGACUGGGCGACUGACUUGCAGAAGCUCAACGAUCCUCCUUUCACCGCGGACUCCUGGACGAAUUUCAUCGGCGACGCUGUUUUGAAUCGUGAUCCUUACGCUGAAGGCAACCGAACAGGCAACUGGACUUCCAUGAACUGUGAAAACCCCGCUGUGCAGGAUUCGCUUUACAUGGCAUGCUCGCAGCGCUGGUCAGAGCUGGACGCAUCCAAUGCGUGGUCAGAUGCCAUCAAUGUCUGGAACACUAUCGACGAGCCAAAAAUCGGGGAUGACGAAAGUAAAUUCACUUUGUCCAUCAUGUUCUUCUUCCAUGGCGGGGAUUCGAUGAACUGCGGAAGUAUUGCUCCGGCCGGCUCGUGCUCCACCACCCAAACCUGUGCCUGGUUUCAAGGGUUUGGCGGCAACGGUGAGUCUGGUCCUGCGGCAAUGCUUAUAUAUAACUCUUUCGUGAUUAUCAACCAGAUGUACUCUCAAUUGUAUUACGCCAUCAAUGGAAUCGCUGCAACGUACGUCGACAAUCAGCUUUCAGACUUUGAGGACACUUUUGCACCGGUUCCUCCAGCGAAGAGUGACGAGUGGCUGGUUCUCCUUAUCGAUUUGCUGGGUCUCGGUCUUACUGUGGUCGCUGCGCCAUUCUUUGAUGGAGUUCUUGGAGCUCUACCAGCGCUUGAAGCUUUAGGAGAAGCAGGUGCCAAAGUUGCUCAAGAUGUCACGUAUUCAGCCAUCGCAUACGGAGCUUCAAUUGCUACCAGUUCACUGCCUUCGGCUGCACCGGGUCAAUGGACAGCGCAGUCUCAGGACAGUUUCAGUGCCACUAUGGGCUCUGUACUCUGGGGCUGGUCUAAUGCCACGGCAAACCAACUUUGGACGCUGUUCAACGGAUCAGCACCCUCUAUCACCCUUCUGACAAGCCUCAUCAGUGAUGGUAAACUCAUCGAGGGCAACGGCGGCUCUCCAUCUGUUGGCUACUCAGUAUCGGAAUCAACAUCGUCCGAUGUUGAAGCUUUCAUUGGCAAAGCUUUCUUUGGGUACUCUAUUCCAACCUUGUGGACUAUCUCCGGUACUGCCGCCUUCGUCAUCGACUCGGGCUAUCCAUGCAGUGCACAGAAUCCACUGGGCGAUUAUAUGACCAAUGCCACCCAAGAGUCUACGUAUUCAUGCUACAACGAUAAACUGUACUAUCUAGUCUAUCCUGAUGGCACAGAGGAUGGUUGUAGUAAUGACCAUACAGCCAAAUGCACCCACAAGUUGUUCACUGCUCCACCUGGCUUGGACACUCUCGGUCCAUCCAAGUGGGGAGGCAUCACUCUAUCCGAACUUAUCGAGGGAUCUGUCAACACAUACAUCGCCAACGGGAACGCGAACGGAGGACCUGUCGCUAAUCCAAUGGACUCACAAACGCUCAAGGACUUGUCCAAUCGGAAAAUUACUACACCCGGCUACAUUCGUCUGCCGGUUUGUUCUCCGCAAGUUGCCUGGGCCUCCUGGACAAAUCCCGCGCAGUCCAACUCCUCCGCCCCAGGGUACCCCUGUAACCCUCUUCAAGGCGUGACCAAAUGCAGCGGCUACACUUACCAGGAUACGACCACAUCCGCUUCCCCCCUGGUCUCCGACUGCAAGGUCCUCAUGAGUAACAUCGCCGGCACAACCGGCGUAUGGACUACCGGUAUCGGUUCCCAGCGCACAAUUCCUACAUACGGCACCUGCAAAUUCGGCGUCCAGAAUGUUGGCGUGACCGGCGAUGUCACUUACAUGACUGGCAGCCAGGAUGUUGUGAACAUUAUCACUGAGUCCAUUGCGAAGUAUGAAUGGGAGGGCAAGGUUGGUGCGAAGGGAUAUAUGGAGUGCGAUGGUGACGCGGGCAGUCAAAAGGUGGAGUGGGGGCUGUUUUAA
Molecule: messenger RNA, 4530 nt
Organism: Penicillium diatomitis
Lineage: Eukaryota; Fungi; Ascomycota; Eurotiomycetes; Eurotiales; Aspergillaceae
Product: Glycoside hydrolasesuperfamily
Exons: 8
Coding region: 1-4530 (1509 amino acids)
Biological process (GO): carbohydrate metabolic process
Molecular function (GO): hydrolase activity, hydrolyzing O-glycosyl compounds; chitin binding
Source: RefSeq, a predicted model, not a curated record